AUGUUCGUUCUUCCCUUGCUCAUAAUUCCGCCCACAGAAGCACAGUCCAAGCUUACAUAUAAUGAGCCAACCACAGGACUCGCAAUAGCUGAUGCUACCGCUGAUUCCGACGGGACAACGAUAGUCUGUCUCAAAAGACUUGUAGAUACACAAUGUUAUUAUUAUCUAAGAGUCUUCUUCCCGAACAACACCAUAAUCACACCGACCUUUCAACUCCCUCUUGACGUUUCCAAUUGCGUUAAAAUUCAAAUGACCGUGUUGACAAAGGGAUUGUUGUAUUUGACUUACCUGAGACAAAUCGGAAACUCUAGUUUUGAGCAAUAUGGAAUUCCCGUCGCUUAUAACGGGACAUUAGGGGUGCCGACAUUAUUAGCAAAUCUUAACGAUACACAUUCUGGUCGCAUUUUCAAAAGUAUGGCGCCCGAAGACUCUGGUUUUCUCUUUGUACAACCAGUGGCUAACGCCAUAAUUUGGCAACGAUAUUCCAUUGAUACCAAAGUUGGGGUUGCUGAGCGUUCUGCCAACGGUACCUUUGCUCCUAGGAACGGUUCCCAGAUACGAGAUUUUAGAAUAUUUAGCACGGUUAACGGCGGUUUCAGUUGUGUGUUCUCUACAGAGACUCUGAACGAGUACGGUGCACAAAUCGACAACGAGGCACGGUUGGAACUAGAAAUAGUGUUUUUCGAUCCAGGCUCCAUUCAAGUUACCAAACCCACUACUAUAUACACGGGCCCAUUAGGUAUAGACAAAAUAACCCUUGGCGACUGUGGUUUGUCGUUUAACGGAUGCAGUUACUCUUGCCUGUUGUUGAUUUCGACGGGUCGGAAUCAGAUACUGCAUCAAGUGAAUUUCCAUUCGACUCGACCUGGAGCUAACAACGUCGACUUGCAAACUGCUUCCGAUGAUAUCGUUGGUGUUGACAAAAUAAGAUCUUUGUUCAACGGAGGAUACUUGUUACUUUAUCAUUUUGUAAAAAACGGCCAGACGUUUAUCAAAAGAGCAAAAAUGAUUGAUCCAGAAGGUCAAUCAGUACAAACGAUACCGCUCGCUAAACCGGUGAAAAUGAUACACGUCUAUCCAAGAAACAACACCAUCUGGUAUUGGGAGAGUAACUCGGCGCAAUCUUGGUCCAUUGUAUCUUAUAAUCCCAAAUAUAUGAAUGACGAUAAUAACUACCAAAGCCCAAACGUAAAUACAACUACACCUCCAAUUGGCGGUGAAAUUGCAACUCGCAGUACCACUAUAAACAUUACGUACAACGUACCGGUCAAACCAGCGGCGGGGAACGUUACGAUAUAUGCGACUGAUGGUGUAAAUAAAUACUUCCGUCAGUCAUAUUCGCCAAUUUUUUCCCAAUACAGUCAAUCGGACGAGAGCAACCAAACGCUGACUUUGGAUGUAUUGACCAGCACUUUCAAUCAACCAAACAUGACUUAUUUCGUGACAUUGGACAACGGAUUUGUAGAGUCGAUGGAAGAUAGCGAGCCGAUUCUUGGAAUUUCUGACGGGAAAUGGAAAUUUCGGACAGCUUCAACACCGCCCAACAAUGUCUACGUACCCUCUGAGACGAUAUCCGUCUGCCUAAAUUCUAUGGGCACUUCUCGCUUUCUAAAGUUUUCCAAGUCUGAACGAUCGGCAUUUGUUUCUUCACUCAGCAACACGCUCGCAUCUUUUGUUCCGAUAUCUCCUUCACGGUUAUCGAUCUCUGAGAAAUUUCAGAUGGAAUCUUACAAUGGCAAGAAACAGACGUUGCUGUUGAUUCAAGUUGGUGCUGCCACAAGUGAUACGGAAAUGGAUGCAAAGUCGGUGAUUGAUGACUUGACAGUCUUGAUCAAGAACAAGGGCAUUACGGCGGUUUCUCGAUUCCCGGAAACCAUGUUAAUAGACGAAGAAUUCGGUGUCCGUAUUGAACCCAACUUUUGGAAUAAAUAUAAACUAAAAAUAAUAGUUGCUGCUGUUAUAAUGCUACUGGUUGGGCUACUUUAUCUUUUGGCGCGUCGUCUUAACCCAGAGGCCAAUAAUGCAGCCAUUUUCACUCUCGUAUUGGCAUUGUAUGAUUUUGCUAUCGACUUUGCGUUCAUUGUACGAAAUGGUCAAGAUGUUCGACCAUUAUACCUACCAAGCAUUCUUAUUUUCGUGUUUUCAAUACUUUUUAACACAACAAUCGCUCUCUACAUCAUGAUCACUGAGAAUAUGCAGUCAUAUAAAUUCCAUAUUUGGACCCAAUCGUGCGCAAAGGGUGCUGCCGUCUUUACCGUCCUAUCCGCCGCAAACAUUGAAGUCUUGACCAUGACCAACAGUAAAUUGUAUAAAUCAGAUUAUUUUUCCGCGCCCCUCAGUGAGCAAAGCUUAAAGAUAAUCUUUUGGGCGAGCACUGCAAGUUUUUUCUUGGAAGAUGUGAUGCAGUUCAUUAUCCAGAUUAUUUACCAUAACAAAAGUUUCAUCGACGAUAUUGUCCCACUCUUAACUCUUUUCUCUUCGUCAGUAAUGCUCACGGUUAACCUAAUUAGUCGCAUGUACUACGGAAUCACUCUGAUACGUACUCGCAAGGAUGACGUUAUGCUUUCGGAUGAAUCUGUUUCUGGAAAAACUGCGGCAAGAGACUCGUCUAAAAUCUUUAGAAUAAUGAAAAAUGAACUUAAUUACCGUAGAAUGAAAUAG
This is a messenger RNA of Paraglomus occultum, 2661 nucleotides long. Lineage: Eukaryota; Fungi; Glomeromycota; Glomeromycetes; Paraglomerales; Paraglomeraceae. The record is from the annotation of a GenBank genome assembly.